This is a messenger RNA of Orbicella faveolata, 3456 nucleotides long. RefSeq names its product ras-related protein Rab-14. Gene Ontology annotation, molecular function: GTP binding; GTPase activity. Lineage: Eukaryota; Metazoa; Cnidaria; Anthozoa; Scleractinia; Merulinidae. The record is from RefSeq and is a predicted model, not a curated record. Gene Ontology annotation, cellular component: phagocytic vesicle; recycling endosome; trans-Golgi network. Gene Ontology annotation, biological process: phagosome maturation; defense response to bacterium; Golgi to endosome transport.
CACCCGGGGCUAUUUUCGAAUCACGGGAUCCGCCAUAUUUCUCGUCUUCGUCUUCCGGAUUUGGUUUUCUAUUUUGAUUAACUGGCGAGUUUCCCGACCAUGGCAGCAACAGGACCUUACAACUACUCGUAUAUAUUCAAAUAUAUCAUUAUCGGAGAUAUGGGUGUAGGCAAAUCCUGUCUACUUCAUCAAUUUACAGAAAAGAAAUUUAUGGCAGACUGUCCACAUACCAUUGGUGUUGAGUUUGGAACACGUAUAAUUGAAGUGUCAGGCCAAAAGAUCAAGCUUCAAAUAUGGGAUACAGCAGGACAAGAGAGAUUCAGAGCGGUCACAAGAAGUUACUAUAGAGGUGCUGCUGGUGCCCUAAUGGUGUAUGAUAUUACAAGGAGAAGCACUUACAAUCAUUUAAGUAGCUGGCUCACAGAUGCAAGAAAUUUAACAAACCCAAACACGGUAAUAUUUCUGAUUGGGAACAAGUCGGAUCUUGAUGCACAGAGGGAUGUGACAUAUGAAGAAGCCAAACAGUUUGCAGAGGAGAAUGGACUUCUCUUUUGUGAAGCAAGUGCAAAGACUGGGGAAAAUGUGGAGGAUGCUUUCUUAGAUACUGCAAAGAAAAUAUACCAAAAUAUCCAGGAUGGAAGUUUGGAUCUCAAUGCUGCAGAGUCGGGAGUGCAACACAAACCUCUAGCAGGGCGACCAUCGAACUCGCUGCACACAGAUCAGCAAGCAAACCAGGAGAAAUGUGCCUGCUAGCCAACUAUCGCCGCGUCAAGAUCUUUGAUUUUAAUCAGCUAACUUCAAGAAAUUUACCCUGUGGGACACAGAUGAGAGCAUGACUUAUUUUCCAUAAAUGGUACAAAUCAUCGGCUUAGUGUAACAUUUACAUGUAGAUACCAGAUGCGAUAUAAAUACUUAUUAUAUACUAAGUAGUAAAGGGGAAUUGGUGGGGAUUGGCAUCGUCUUUACAAAUGCCAUUUGCCAGUUGUUUGACAGUGUGUUACAUGUGGUACAUACAUGAAGUAUUUGUUUGUUCCUGCUAAACUGCCCACCACACUAACCAGCAAGAAUGAUUACAGUGGGCUCAGGGGAUUCCAGGAGAAUAUAUUUCUGCUAAAAAAUUCACAGUGGUUAAACUUGUCUUGCAUGUUAAACAAUGUAAAUGCAAUGAUAUAUCACUUUGUCUAUUUUUGCAAUCUAUCUGGAUAUGGUUAUUACAGUCUGUAAAUGCCUCAUUCAGAAGGGCAGCCAAGGUAAAAAAAACAUUUGACGUUUGUUUGUCUAAUAACAAAAAUGCUAGGUCCACUGACUACCAGGUAUUCCUCAUUGGAUUGUCACGCAAUGCUUUGUUCACAUCGAGGGACAGUCCUUAAUGAAGGAAAUUGUUAAAACUUGGUAUUGUAAUAUUUGUACAUUUCUUCGUACAUAGUGAGGAGGGCAAUACCCAAGUGAAUUGUUUUAACCAUUCAGCACCAGGCUUAAAAUAACAGAAAUUAAUUUCCCCUUGCUUAUAUCUUUUGAGAUAUCCUACAACCAGAUGAGAUAAGAUCAAGACCGUUAACAUGUUUUAACAUGUACAUAAUUAUUGAUGAUGCCUUAACGAUCAAGAAAGGUUAAAAAAUCUUGGUGUUACAGUAAGGACCUGAAGGAUUGACACUUGAAGUACAGUAUUAAAAUACGUGUACAUGAACGAUGGUAUUCCAAGACAACAGAUUAUGUGUGUUAAUAUUUCAUCAAUUUCCUAAAAAAGCUUGUCUGUCUGUCCUUUGAGGACUAACUCCGUUUAAAUGUACCAACAUGUAUGUUUUUUCAAGGCAGCCUUUCCCAUUUGGUUCCACUGAGUGUCCAAGUCAAAAAAAAAAAAAAAUCAAAAUUUAAUUUUGCAAGAUGAUAAACAAGCAGUUAAACAUGAAAGUACUGCUCAACACACUAGGGUUUAAUCCACAGACUUAAAAGUUAGAACCAUCUUGUACAGUGUAAUUAACAGAACCAUGUGAAAUUAUUGUUCGAUAGCUCGUACUCUUAGCGGGUUACAUCUGAAGACAUCAAAGUUAGUAUCACAAUGAUUGAUGCAAGGUUUGUUGCCUCUGGGAGUGGGUUAAGUUGGUGUACUCAUUUACAAUUACAUGAUCGUGAAAAGCCUGAACUCUUUCAAGAGCUUCACUGCGGCCAUGCAGUACGGCAAAUUACAGGUUUAAUCAAGACUUUUUAGCUUGUAAUGUUAAUUAGAAUUUGCUGCUGCAUAGUUUUGCACCUUGAACAAAGGUGCCCUUGAUGCAUCUAGGGAUUGAAUCUACUUGUAGAUUAAUUACAUUGUGAUAGAGGUUAGCCUGUCAUUGUGGACUUUAUUGGUACAGUAUCACAAAUCGUUCUCAGAACAUUGUCAAAUGAGAUUCUUAUUAAGCCAUGGUAGCCUAGUGGGUGGUAUUCGCUCAACCGCAGCUCAUUCCUUUGUGAAAUGGUCGCACAAGUCUAAUGUAACUAAUUUGUUCCGUUACAGUAACUAAGGCAACCGAAAGUCUACUGCGCCUGCUACGGGUAAUUCUUUUGACGCUUACAUGUAUAUGAUACCAGUGGACCAUAGUUUCUACUAAAAUGACACGAAAUUGUUGUACAACUGAAAAUUGUGAUUAAAUUAAGUACUAAAAUACGCAACGAAAUCCAACGGUAGAACGCGGGAUUGUCUUUUGCAAAUAUAAAGAAAAGAGCUGUGUAUGUUUAUUGUCGCUUCGCUACAUGUGGCAUUCAAACCUCGCGGGUUUAGCGAGGGGAAAAUGAAGAGCAAAACAUCUGCGUUGUGUUUAAUUUGAACGCUGCAACAGCAAACAAAGUUAGACAGAAUAGUGUUGUUUUGCGGCAAAAUUUUCCUUCCGUUAAAUGACUGUGAUUUUGAUUCUGACUCGCAAUUUUCGUUUUUCCCUCGAACACAAUCACUAAUUUGUUUCUGGGAUUUGGUGUUUAGAGUCCUUUUCGUCUUUACAGAGCCUGGAAGGGAGUUUGCGAAGGGAUUUGCUCAGUGUAGGAACGAACUGAGUCAGGAGCGUUGCCCAGCGGACUUUUUCAAACUUCCUUUCAGCCUCUCCGGAGUAAAAUCGAUGGUGCGUAGUAGAAGCUGGGAGAAAAUGUUGGGGUAUGGGGAAUUAAUUAUAACAUGUAUUGCUAGAUGCAGUCUCCUUUAUUUGUUAUUUCAUCUAAUUCAUAAAUUCUUUAUAUACAGUAACUCAAUCUAGCCUGCGUACCAAGCGUUCCAGUACGAACGAAGAGCUUUUUCUUUUAGCCUCGUCUAUUUUUUGCCCUCGCCCAAUUUUCGCGCGACCACUGAGCUAGCAGGCGAGAAACUCUUGGUUCGUGCAGGAACGCUUGUUACCCAGGCCACACUUAAUCUGAAUCUUCAGACGUAACGUAAUGUCAAAAAGUACCAGUUUAGUUUUUAAUAAAUAAUUAAAAAUGAAAAUUCGA